AUGGAUACUGAGGAUGGACAGUUCUUCAUAAAGAACUUGGCCCACUUCGUUCGUACACAUGAAAAGGCUCUCGCGAAUGCUUUACAACUACGACGUCAACAAGCCCCUAAACAUGGCUCCUCGAACAGCAUAUCUGGUGCUGUUGGAGGGUCUACCAUCCCUUCCCCAACAGUGACAAACCAACCGUCAUCUGCCUCUUCUUCUACGACUUCUAGUACUCUAGCAGCUGCUCUUUCUCUCCCAUACCUUACCUUCGCCUCUCAUAACAUCAAACCUGCUAAGCUCGCAUUAACACCCCAUCAUCUAUUCUAUCUCCUUUCCCGAAUUGAAGAUCUAGGUGUUCCAGUUGGCCCAAUGAAUGUGCGGUUAGAAAAUCUUCAUGCAGAUACAUCAGCAGCAAAUUACGUUUCUUUUCUGAGUCAAUCCCAACGCCCGAAAGGUCGUGGUUCUGACAGUGGAUCUAUUCACUCCGUGUCUAGCGUGAGAAGUGUGAUGUCUGGCAUGUCUUCUUUGUGGUCGAAUUUUGGCCUUGGGUCUGGAACCUCUGCCGCUCGAACAGAGAAACAAAAAGCUGCCACUGAAGCCGACUUGAAGUACCUAUAUUCAGCAUUUACUAAAAUUCCUUGCCUUAGACUUGCUCCAGAUCGUCGCGCGCGUUUGAUUGAAGGCUAUGAAGAAUUCCCGUUCGAUUCCGCCGUUCCACUGAUUGCCUUUAAAAAUAUUAGUGCUUUGGAGAUAAGUGAUAUCGAUAUUCGACAAUUUUUCGGUUGGGACAAGCUAGCCGAGCAAUUAAGAUCAUUGACAGUCAAAAGGGCAGGUGUUGAUGAUCUAGCUGAUCUAUUGAUCAAUAUCGUGUUGGAUGAUAUGGACAAAAGGAGGCGGCGGUCUUCCAAGGCACAAAUGUCACCAACUUCAACCUUCAUUCCCGCAUCGAGUCCAAGACGUAGCCCAACAAUGCCACAUGCCGAACUAAUUAAAUCCUGUUCGGCACCUGGGUCACCGGAUGGUCGCGGCCAUAUUAUUGAUACUGAAACAAGAGGAUUAGCGCGUUCUGGGUCCGACGGGGCCGAGUUUGGCAAAUCUCCCACCAAGCAUGGACAAAGACCAAGAAGCAAUUCUCCAGUUCGUCCACCAAGUUCUCGUACCGGCUCUUCACAUGGCCAUCUUCGUGGCUCAUCAUACAAGGUGAAGAGAUCCGGAUCCGGGAGUUCACAUUCAAGCAUGUCUGAUAGCUGGCACAACCCGCGGAAUAGCACCUCGAAUCUGUUAUCUAUGGGUUUUCUGCCAUCUUCAAAGUGGAGAUUCUUGAAACAUCUUAGCAUUGCAGACAACGGCCUGACGGCUAUUACUGCCUCCAGCCUUGCACCCUUAGCCAACACCCUCCACUCACUUGACCUUUCUUCGAAUCUAUUCGCCCAAAUCCCAGAUUGCUUAGCGUCCCUUACCGCACUACGAGCAUUGAAUCUAUCUAACAACAUGAUUGAAUCUCUUCAUUCUCUUACUCGGAACCCACUGCCUGCUAUAUCUGCUCUUAAUCUACGGUCAAAUCGUCUCACAUCACUAGCCGGAAUUGAGAGGCUUUAUCCUCUAGAAAGGCUUGAUCUCCGUGACAACAAGAUUACUGAUCCAACAGAACUUGCUAGAUUGACGGGUAUUCCAGAUAUUCGAGAAAUAUGGAUUAGUGGCAAUCCAUUUACCAAAACACACAGUAACUACAGGACCACGAUCUUCAACUUAUUCAGGCAAACUCCAGGAUAUACCGAGGAUAUUUUGAUUGAUGCUUAUGGACCAGGUUACACCGAGAGGCGGCAUCUAGUCGAACGUGUUGCAGAACGGCCAGGUGUGCCUGUUGUCAAACCACCUCCCCCCGAUUAUGGUCUGUCCGCUAUCGAGGUCAACAAACCAAUUAUCGAAUAUGCUGCACCAAGAGAACCUGCAGUACUUCGGAAAGAACGACCAACACCCGUUGCUGCGACUAGUGAAAUCAACACUGGAACUACGGGUAGAAGGAGAAGGACCCCAAAAAGACGAAUCGUAGAUUUAUCGACUUCAGAGACGUCACCAAGCAAGCAAGGACUGACCCGCGUUGUAAUGCCAGAGGAACCGCCACCACCUAUGCCAAGAACAGUGUCAGAUAGUAGCUAUGGCAUAAGUCCCGUAUUUUCUCCUACGAUUCUUCCUUCCUAUGUACCUUCAGAACCUCGUCAGGCCCAAAGACAGCCGGAUGUCCCACGUAUCAACACCUCAGUAUUACCUCGUCUACCUCCAAUGCCAGCGGUAGAAUCGGUACCUUACGAAACAGCAAUCAAGCCACAGCCAGUCAAGACUCCAGAUACCCCAGACUGGAACAUGAGCGGUGAGCUAUAUCGGAAGAAGAUAGAGGCUCUAAGAAAUGAUGUUGGGCAAGGAUGGUUGAGUGUGUUAAGCGAAGAAGGCUGGGAGGCUCAAAAGAAAAGUCAGCCGCCCGGAUAUCAAACCUCCGAAUACGAUUCAGCAAAUACUAUGAGACCGGGCUCUACAAUUAGGGCAGUCAGUCAACAGACAAUACACAGCGGUCGCACUUUGGGUUGA
Botrytis fragariae is the source of this 2571-nucleotide messenger RNA. Its product is annotated as putative leucine rich repeat domain-containing protein. Gene Ontology annotation, cellular component: cytoplasm. Lineage: Eukaryota; Fungi; Ascomycota; Leotiomycetes; Helotiales; Sclerotiniaceae. Gene Ontology annotation, molecular function: protein kinase binding. The transcript has 2 exons. The record is from RefSeq and is a predicted model, not a curated record. The coding region runs from base 1 to 2571 and encodes 856 amino acids.